Molecule: messenger RNA, 1318 nt
Organism: Panicum hallii
Lineage: Eukaryota; Viridiplantae; Streptophyta; Magnoliopsida; Poales; Poaceae
Product: replication factor C subunit 4
Exons: 7
Coding region: 107-1117 (336 amino acids)
Biological process (GO): DNA repair; DNA-templated DNA replication
Cellular component (GO): DNA replication factor C complex; nucleus
Molecular function (GO): ATP hydrolysis activity; DNA binding; ATP binding
Source: RefSeq, a predicted model, not a curated record
GAAACAAACCCUCGCGCCGCAGGCUCUCGCCAAUUCCCCAAUUUUCCCUCCACAAUCGCGCGGUUUCCCCCUCCCGCCGCACAAGCGCAACCCACCCGCGCGCGCCAUGGCCGCCGCCUCUUCCGCCGCCGCGCCCGCCCCCGCCGACACCUACGACAUCCCAUGGGUGGAGAAGUACCGCCCCACCCGCGUGGCGGAUGUCGUCGGCAACUCCGACGCCGUCGCCCGCCUGGAGGUCAUCGCCCGCGACGGCAACAUGCCCAACCUCAUCCUCUCGGGUCCUCCGGGGACUGGGAAGACGACGAGCAUCCUGGCGCUGGCCCACGAGCUGCUUGGGCCCAGCUACCGCGAGGCCGUGCUCGAGCUCAACGCCUCGGACGACAGGGGGCUGGACGUGGUGCGGAACAAGAUCAAGAUGUUUGCGCAGAAGAAGGUCACUCUGCAGCCAGGGCGGCACAAGAUUGUGAUCUUGGAUGAGGCUGACAGCAUGACAUCAGGAGCACAGCAAGCUCUGCGAAGAACAAUGGAGAUUUAUUCCAACACCACUAGAUUUGCACUUGCAUGCAACACCUCAUCUAAGAUAAUAGAACCCAUUCAAAGUCGCUGUGCUAUUGUCAGGUUCUCGAGGCUCUCUGAUCAGGAGAUCCUUGGCCGCCUCAUGAUUGUUGUGGCAGCUGAGAAGGUUCCUUAUGUGCCAGAUGGGCUUGAAGCUAUCAUAUUUACUGCUGACGGUGACAUGAGACAAGCUUUGAACAACCUGCAAGCUACAUUUAGUGGUUUCCGCUUUGUUAAUCAAGAAAAUGUGUUCAAGGUAUGCGAUCAACCACAUCCCUUGCACAUCAAGAACAUGGUGAAAAAUGUGCUCGAUGGAAAGUUUGACGAGGCCUGCUCUGCACUGAAGCAACUUUAUGAUUUGGGAUACUCUCCUACUGACAUUAUCACUACUCUCUUCCGAGUUGUCAAGAACUAUGACAUGGCUGAAUAUCUGAAGCUGGAAAUGCUCAAGGAAACAGGAUUUGCACACAUGAGAAUCUGCGAUGGUGUUGGGUCGUUCCUUCAGCUUUCUGGCCUACUUGCGAAGUUUGCGCUGGUGAGAGAAACUGCAAAAGCUCCUUGAACAAGUCAUGUUGCCGGUGAUAAUGGCGUAUGUCAGCACACCUAGUUAUUUCUGUUAACACUACUGGCAUGCAUGUCUUGUGACUACAGCCGUCAUGUAUCUCAGUCUGUAAGAUAGUACCUUAUGAAGUGAACAACUAUUAGUCUAUCAUGCCUAUCCAGAGUGAAACAUUUAGCUGAGGUGUGCUUCCCAUCCUUGUUC